This is a messenger RNA of Pecten maximus, 1610 nucleotides long. Its product is annotated as nuclease EXOG, mitochondrial-like. Gene Ontology annotation, cellular component: mitochondrial inner membrane; nucleus. Gene Ontology annotation, biological process: apoptotic DNA fragmentation. The transcript has 5 exons. Gene Ontology annotation, molecular function: metal ion binding; nucleic acid binding; single-stranded DNA endonuclease activity. NCBI's taxonomy places the organism in Eukaryota, Metazoa, Mollusca, Bivalvia, Pectinida, Pectinidae. Bases 167 to 1195 code for a protein of 342 amino acids. The record is from RefSeq and is a predicted model, not a curated record.
CAAAUUUACUUUACUAAGUUUUUAAUACUAUUUAGACCAAACCAGAAGUAAAUGGUUUUUCGUAACGAAAAGUUUCAGAACGUCAAAUCUCAGACGAAGAACUCUCCUGUGAAACUUCCCGAAGAUGCUAGUUAUGGCGGGAUGAUUUCCGUUUUUUAAACAAAUAAUGUCUUUGAGGAGCUUUCUGUUUGGUUCUGUAGCGUCAUACGCGUCCGUCGUAGUCUAUUACAUGGUCACAGAUAAAAAAGCAUUACCAGAGUCAUCCUCCAAGUUAGAAUCAGCCAGCAAAUCUAUCCUCACCCACGGCAUCCCUGAUAGGGGACCUAACAUCCAAGUCUAUGACAACCAUGUUUUAUCAUAUGACCAGGCAAAGAAAACCCCUAUUUGGGUUGCAGAGAGAAUCACACGAGAGCAUGUUAAUGGACCUGCAGACAGAAAGAACAUCAGAUUCAAACCUGAUCCAGACGUACCAACAAGAUUUAGUGCAGAUAACUCUGAUUACUUGAGGAGCGGAUGGUCUAGAGGUCACAUGUCACCGGCUGGGGACAAUAAGUACUCCCAGGAGGCCAUGUCUCAGUCUUUUUAUCUGUCCAACAUUGUACCUCAAAACUUGGAUAAUAACGCCGGAUUUUGGAACCGGCUAGAGAUUUACUGCCGUGACCUGACACAGCGAUACAAUGCUGUUACAAUAUUCAGUGGCCCACUCUCUCUUCCAUCUCCAAUAGAGGACGGCAAACUGGUCGUCACUUACCCUGUUAUAGGAAAAAACCAAGUGGCUGUUCCAACUCAUUUAUAUAAAAUCAUCAUUGUGGAGGAUAAGAAUUCUAAACCAAUUGGGAUUGGUUCAUUUAUUGUGCCAAAUAAGCCAAUCGGAUUUGAGCAUGCAUUGACUGAAUAUCAGGUACCCUUAGAUGAAGUUGAAAGAAAAACUGGAGUCACAUUCACACCAAAGCUUGACACUUCUGGCCUUCGUGAUCUGUGUGAGAUAGACUCUUGUAAACUCAUGCAGAAAGGUGAUUUUGAUUCAUAUUUCAUAGGUAGACGUUUGAAGAGUGCUAACAAUAGACAAACUCUCGAAAAAGCUUGGAAAGAAUUGGACGCCAAAAAAAUAACUCCGACCCAAUAUCAUAUAGAUGUAUAUAAACAAAAGAUGGAGGAAUUUAAGAAUAAUGAGAGAAACAAAUCAGAGGAGUGAAAAUGAGUGUUAAACAUUCAGAGAUACACAGAUAUUAAAUUAGAUGCUGAAAGUGUGUCUUGUGGAUCUUGUACAAAGAAUUUUUUGCUUUUGAUCUUUCUUUUAACAAUACAUGUGUGUAUUUCUUUUCUUAUGAACCUUUGAAUUCAGAAACAACUUUUACUGGUCAUGUAAACAUGUAUUUCAUCAGAAUAUAUUAAAUAUAUUAUAAAAUUAAAAUAUAUUAAAAUAUAUUAAAUAUUAAAUAUAAACAAUAUAUUUAAUGUUCAAAAUCUGGGUUAAGUUAUUUGGAAAAACAAAAUACAAAUUGUAUUCUUUUACUGUUAAGCAGCUUGGUCAAAAAACAUCACCUUUUAUGUUCUCUUGACUUGUAAUAAAGAAUAAAACAAGGAGUUCCUUGUGCUUUAUAACUCUA